AAUACAAAUCUCCCCUUCGUCUAAAAUGUUCUCGCCUUAGUUUAUGUCAAUAACCUCCUUAGUAACGGCGGUGUAGCGAGGAUCAACUUGCCACAGUCUUUGUUUUUGUCGUGUUUAAUCGCAGAUAUCUCGACACAGAAUCCUUCUCACCGCUUGUCAGGGUAACUAAAGAUGGCCGUGCCUUUCUCCAACACAAAGCUGAGGGUCCCAAGGGGGUUUCAGAACCUGCUGGAGGGUCUGUCAAGGGAGGUUCUGAGGAACCAGCCAGACAACAUCCCGGAAUUUGCAGCGACAUAUUUCGACACAUUGCUGAAGCAGCGAGAUGUGGGGGGCGUUGACCCCGCGGAGUGGGGAGCCCAGUCGGAGGACAGGUUCUACAACAACAAGUCCUUCCAGCAGCCCAGACCGGCGUCUCAAGACAGCUCAGACCAGAUCCAGGCAUCCCAGCCCGGCUCCCAGUCCCCACCGCCCGCCGAGAAGGGGAGAGAGGAGGACCUGGCAGCCGCAAGGAUACAGGCAGGAUUCAGGGGCUACCAGAGCCGAAAGCAGGCGAAGGCCAUGAAGGAACAAGAAGACCAGGAGCAGACUCCUUCCGCGCCCGCAGAUGACCCCCCCAAGACGGACGGAGAGGCGACCCAGCCCCAGGAAGAAGAAGUCGACAUCGACCUCAACGACCCCGAGGUGGCGAACGCGGCAGCGAAAAUCCAGGCCGGGUUCAGAGGUCACCAGGUGAGGAAGGGGAUGAAGAAGGACAAACCUGCGGAGGAGACGACUCAAGAUGCUCCGGCAGCUCCUGAUGACGCCAAGCAAGACGCGCCCAAGGAGGAAGAAACGUCCGAGAAACCUGCGGAAGAAAAACCCGCAGAAGCUAAAAAAGAGGAAGAGGAAGAAAUAGACAUUGACCUGAAUGACCCGGAGACGGAGAAAGCUGCCUUGAAGAUCCAGGCUGGAUUUAAGGGUUACAAGGUGCGUAAGGGCAUCACCAAGGAAACUAAGGAGGAACCUGCCAAGGAGGAGCCUCCUAAGGAGGAAGAAAAAGCUGAGGAAGUCUCGGAACAGAAGGAGACAGAAGAGAAGAAAGAAGAUAAAAAGGAAGAGGAAGAGGAGAUAGACAUUGAUCUGAACGAUCCGGAAACGGAAAAAGCAGCGAUAAAAAUCCAAGCGGGCUUCAAGGGCUACAAGGCAAGAAAGGGGAUGAACAAGAAGGAGGAAGAAGAAGCUCCAAAAGCCGAGGAACAGGCGGAAGAAAAGGCAGAAGAAAAGGCAGAAGAGAAGAAAGAGGAAGAAACGACAAAUCCUGAGAAGGAACAACCAUCCGCACCACAAGAAGACGAAGAAAUAGACAUUGAUCUUAAUGAUCCGGAGACGGAAAAGGCGGCGAUAAAAAUCCAGGCGGGAUUUAAGGGGUACAAGGCAAGAAAGGGGAUGAAGAAGGAGGAAGAACCGGCUCAAGACGCUGGCGAGAAACCUGCCGAGUCUCAAGAUGCUGGAGAGAAGCCGGCUGAGACUCAAGACGCAGAGAAACCAGCGGAAGAAGCAGAGAAGACAGAAUGAAUCACAAGACGCAGUUAGAGAGAGGUUGUUGUUGUAACACUGAGGAAUCUUAGCAAUGGUGACACCUGGCAAAGUUACUUGUUUCUUGGACCAACUGAAAUUCCAAGACGACAACUUGAGAAAGGAAUGUGUCGAACAUGUCCGAUAUUGAAGCCUGUUGAGUCCUGAUAAGGAAAUCCUGUCAGUCUGGACACGAAGUAUCAGGUUACGUAGAUCAAGACGUCAUUUGAAACAGGGUUGUAUCCAGCACCCGUCCUAUCGUCCUUUGACGGAAUUUUGCAGCUGGGGACGGAAUAAAAUUUUCCCCAUUCUAUCCUCUGUGACGGACAAGAAUUGAUAUGUAAAGAUAUAAAAAAACUGUCUCCCUUGUGUAAUUUUCACCAAGACAGAUGUCGUUGAACAGCUUAAUCUACCAGCAAAAUUUACACCUCAAAAUAUAGGAAAAGCAUGCCAGAGGGUCUACAUUUCAAAAUUUUCCAGGGGAGCUUUUGGGCGCUCAAUAGGAUUCAAAAUCGAGGGGAUGGAAAAUGAUUUCCAGCUGGCUACAACCCUGAUUUAGAAAGUCUGAGAAACAAAGAAUUUUGUUGGUGUGGCCCAAAGGUGUCAAAGAAAGGGAUAUGUGCAAGUUAGACUCGGUGUAAUGAUUAGUGCUAAUAAAAGAAAGCACAUAAAAGUGAGAAGGAAAUUUUUCACAGAUCAGGAACAUUCCAAAGGAGAAUGAUGAAAUAAAUUUGAUGAAUUUGAACUUGUAGAAUUCCGUAUUUAUACUUGAAUUUUUCACAUUCCACAAUGGCAAUGGAAUGGGGAAUGUGAGAAUAUAUACCACCCCCCUAUAGGAUACAUUUGAAUCAUGCAAAUGGAUGUCAUUUUAAAAAUAAUCCAAGUCUUUUCACUGCCUCAUGUAGUAACUAUAUUUUGCUGCAGCUGUGAAUUAUAAACUGCAAUUCAAAAUCCCCAAAAAUCUCUGCCAAAAAGAAGUUAGAAAGAAUUGUAACACCAUUUUACAUGUCAUUAGCACUUAUACAAAUACAAAAGUUUAAUACCACAUGCAAGUCAAGAUUCUCUAAUUCUAAAUGCUCUGCCUAAGGCGAAGAGGUUUCGACCAGUUCUAACACCCUUUACAUAUUAAGCACUUGCCUUCAGAAUGCUAGUAAAGUGUAUAAUGAUUAGAGGGUGGGUCAUUGUUGGUGCCAUGUACUUGAUAAGGUCACUGUGAGAGACUGGCUUCUAGUAGGUGACCUCUUGUUUGUCACAGCUGACCAGUUUCUCAUCCCUUACCAG
Branchiostoma floridae (Florida lancelet) is the source of this 2835-nucleotide messenger RNA. RefSeq names its product neuromodulin-like. The transcript is spliced from 6 exons. The record is from RefSeq and is a predicted model, not a curated record. Gene Ontology annotation, molecular function: calmodulin binding. The coding region runs from base 172 to 1554 and encodes 460 amino acids. Lineage: Eukaryota; Metazoa; Chordata; Leptocardii; Amphioxiformes; Branchiostomatidae.